AUGCUGCUUCCCCCCGGUGCUCCAACUGCCUGCGACUCAAGCACGACUGCACCUACCUGCGUGGCCCGGAUAGGCGGAAUCUCUUUUAGAGUCUCAAAGGUUGCCGCUUCCCAGCUGAUAAACCGCGUCCUGCUCCUGGAAGACACCCUCCGGAAGCACAACAUCCCCGUUCCCGUGCCGACCUCCACCCUCGACUGCCAUGCAUAUCUCGUCAAGAGACAGGCUCCGUCACAGGCCCCUCCCAGUCCAGAUCAGCACCCCCAUUCAACCCAUCUAGGCAGCCUCGGCCACGAAAUCGGGACUUACAGCCACAGAUUAGACGGAAGAACGACGAUACCGACUACCCAGCACCCUGGUGGCUGCAUUGACGACGAGCUAGAUCAGCUUUCCAAACGUCUAGGUUCUCUUCGCGUUGCCGAGGACGGCCAGCUACGGUACUACGGUGCCACUUCCAACAUGCAUCUCUUGAAUGAGGCUCCCGGCCCUCAAGCGGACAGCGCCCCUUUUUGCGGGUACGAUGCCGAUACUUGUCUCGCCCAAGCUGGAGUAGGUCACACUGUCCCUCGCGAACUUGAAGACCACCUAAUUGGACUGUACUUUGCUUGGGAAAAUCCAUUUAUACAUGUUGUUGAUGAAGACGUUUUCCUGAACACACGUGCACGGGCUUUAUCCCAGAGUACCACUGAUCCUAAGUCACAAUCACCGUACUAUAAUCAAGUCUUGGUCAAUGCGAUGUGUGCAAUCGGUUCCGCCUUUACAGAUCGAAUCAUUUUGGAGCUUCCUUCUCCACUAGCCGAGUUUUUUGGGAGACGUGCUCGCGUACUUUUGGAUGCCGACAUGGAUAGCCCAUCCGUUGCCACAGUUCAAGCACUUGUCAUCAUGAGCGCCCAUGAAGCAGCUGUGAUGAGAGAUGCUCGUGGCUGGCUUUAUAGUGGUAUGGCAAUGCGGCUUGCAGUCGACCUCGCAUUGCACAUGGACCCCGAUCCCUACGUUAAAAAGGGGACUAUGGACCAGCAUGAUGUUGUCGCUCGUCGCGUAGCAUUCUGGGGAACAUUUCUCGUCGAUCUCGGCUGGAGCUAUUACGUUGGUAGAUUGACGAUGCAUAUCAACCUGGAUGGCGUAACAGUCCCAAAGCCAUCCCACAAGUCUGGUAAAUCGCGGGCAUGGACGCAUUAUACCGAUGAGGCAAUACAGCCAUUUAAUGCACCUGCACCCCGCCAGUAUCCAGAUACGAUUGAUCAUGUGUUGGAGCACCAAGUGAGCCUCUACGUAAUCAUGGUUCAGCUGCAAAAGAUAUUUAACGAUAUAAAACUCCAUUCCAGGGGCAUUGUUAACAGUAGCACCAAAAAGGUCACAAGGGAUUUGAUACACUGGAGGCAAUCAUUACCCCCUGAGAUUUCGACAGAAUCGAUCUUCCAGUCGAGCAUCACAUUGCCCCAUACCCUGUUACUCCACAUGCAAUACCACGAGGUAAUGAUAUUCGCAAAUCACCCUUUGAUUGCUGGCGCUAGCGGUGCCAUGACCACAGACAUUCGGGAAGGAUGUGCCGAGUCGGCGCGUGCGAUUGCUUUAAUUCUUCAGAUAUACAAGCAACAAUGGUCCCUACGCAGGAUGAAUAUCCAGGGAGUACAUAUGAUAUUUUCUGCUACUCUAGUGCACUUACUUCUCUCAUGCACAUCAGAAGACAGCUCUACGCGUGAAGCUGCGGUCAACGAUCUUAAAGUCUGCUGCGAAGCGUUAAAAGAGCUUUCUAUCGCGUUCCGAAGCGCCACACGCGCCCUUGAUUCUAUUGCAAAGACUAAGGAAAAAUGGCAGGCUUCGCUGGACAACCCAGACAUGGAUACUACCCUGAAGACUUAUUUCCAAGUUCAACAGCCCAUUUCUGACCCAAAGAUAUGGCAGGCCGUUGAUGAGGUUAUUUGCCAAGAGCAGAACAUGCACCAGAGUGGCCCACAACUAGAUGAUGUGUCAUGGCUGGACGGUUGGAUGGCUAUGCAGGCGAUGACUGCUGAUCCGUUCGCCUUGGGGCUGGCCUAAGAUUGGUUUUUAAAAUGUUAAGAUGUAAGGUCGCAAGCUCCCACUUGGCUGUAUUAUUAUACUUGCCAAAAGAUUUUAUUUGAGUCCCUCAAUUCAAUGAGAUUAAAGUGUUCGCAAA
This is a messenger RNA of Coccidioides posadasii C735 delta SOWgp, 2155 nucleotides long. Lineage: Eukaryota; Fungi; Ascomycota; Eurotiomycetes; Onygenales; Onygenaceae. The record is from RefSeq and is a predicted model, not a curated record.